GUCAGAAAACCUUACAAGCCUUUGGUGCACGCGUUCUGCCUAUCUUCUGUGAAGAAAAUUGUGAAAAUUUGCAUCACUCGUUGCGUUUUGUCCUAGUUUUGGCCGGAAAUAUUCACUUUGAACAGUAACGAUGGUCGUGAAGCCAGUAGCAAGAGGCAUGAAGCCCCAGGGACAGGCCUACAAGGACAAAAGCAAACCGGCUGACAUCCGCCAGAGCAACAUCAAUGCAGCUAAGGCCGUUUCCGAUGCAAUUCGUACCAGCCUGGGACCCCGCGGUAUGGACAAAAUGAUUCAAGCUGGAAACGGAGAGGUCACGAUUACCAAUGAUGGUGCAACCAUUUUGAAGCAAAUGAACGUCAUCCACCCAGCUGCCAAGAUGUUGGUUGAAUUAUCCCGCGCGCAGGACGUUGAAGCUGGAGACGGUACCACCUCGGUUGUUGUCGUUGCUGGAGCGCUGUUGGAAGCCGUAGAAAAGCUGCUACAGAUGGGAAUUCACCCGACUGCGAUCUCGGAUGCCUUCCAGAAGUGUUCGGCCAAGGCAGUAGACAUUUUGACCGAAAUGUCGUAUCCGAUCGAACUGACCGAUCGUGAAUCGCUGAUCAAGAGUGCUUCUACGUCGCUAAACUCGAAGGUCGUAUCCCAGCAUAGCAGUCAGUUGGCCCCUAUCGCUGUCGAAGCUGUACUGAAGGUCACAGAGGUAGGAAACGAGUGUGGAGUUGACCUCAAGAAUGUCAAAAUCAUUCGCAGUCUGGGUGGAACCAUUGACGAUACUGAACUGAUUGAUGGAUUGGUGUUUACCCAGCGCUCUUCCGGUGUCAACGGGCCUAAACGUGUCGAGAAAGCAAAAAUUGGUUUGAUUCAGUUCUGUAUCUCAGCACCCAAAACGGACAUGGACCAUAGCGUCAUUGUUUCGGACUAUGCUGCCAUGGAUCGGGUGCUGAAGGAGGAACGUGCCUACAUUCUGAACAUUGUGAAGCAGAUCAAGAAGGCUGGUUGUAAUGUGCUGCUGGUUCAGAAGUCCAUUCUUCGAGAUGCUGUUUCGGAUUUGGCUAUGCACUUCCUGGAUAAAAUUAAGGUGAUGGUAGUUAAGGACAUCGAGCGUGAAGAUAUCGAGUUUGUCUGCAAAACUUUGAACUGUCGUCCUAUUGCCUCUUUGGAUCAUUUCCUCCCGGAACAUAUGGUGAAUGCCGAUCUGGUUGAGGAAGUCUCAAGCGGAUCCAGCAAAUUUGUCAAGGUGACAGGAAUUCAGAACAUGGGACAGACCAUUUCUAUUGUGGUUCGUGGCUCGAAUAAGCUUGUCUUGGAGGAAGCAGAACGUUCCCUGCACGAUGCUCUUUGCGUUGUUCGAUGCUUGGUCAAGAAGCGAGCCCAAAUUGCUGGAGGUGGUGCUCCGGAAAUCGAAAUGGCCCUUCAAUUGGCCGCUCACGCUCAGACUCUGGAGGGAGUAGAUGCUUACUGCUUCCGUGCUUUUGCUAAUGCCUUGGAGGUCAUUCCAUCGACGCUGGCUGAAAAUGCAGGACUGAACCCGAUCGCCACAGUCACGGAGCUGCGAAAUCGUCAUGCUCAGGGUGAAAAGAACGCUGGCAUCAAUGUCCGUAAAGGCGCAAUCACUGAUAUCUUGGCAGAGAAUGUGGUUCAACCGCUGUUGGUGUCCACUUCGUCCAUCACGUUAGCUUCGGAGACGGUUCGAUCGAUUCUAAAGAUUGAUGAUAUCAUCAAUACGAUGCAGUAAUUCUGCUUCUUAUUUGUACUUUGCUUGCUUUAUUAUACUCUCAUUAAUUUAAACUUAUCGCCGUCAAAAAUACCGAUUUGUCAUUCACAUCGCGCACCAAAAC
Molecule: messenger RNA, 1835 nt
Organism: Ochlerotatus camptorhynchus
Lineage: Eukaryota; Metazoa; Arthropoda; Insecta; Diptera; Culicidae
Gene: CCT4
Product: chaperonin containing TCP1 subunit 4
Exons: 3
Coding region: 131-1732 (533 amino acids)
Biological process (GO): protein folding
Cellular component (GO): chaperonin-containing T-complex
Molecular function (GO): ATP hydrolysis activity; ATP binding; ATP-dependent protein folding chaperone
Source: RefSeq, a predicted model, not a curated record